GAUCGGCCGGGAGCCGGCGGCGGGGGGCGGCGGCCGGGGUCGGGGCCGCGGGCGCCGCCGGGGCUCGCGGGGCGGCGGCGGCGGGGGGCGAGGGGGCUCGGGCGCGCGGGAGCGGGAGCCGCCCGGGGAGCCCGAGCGCACCAUGGAGGCGGCGGCGGGCGGCCGCGGCGGCUUCCAGCCGCACCCGGGGCUGCAGAAGACGCUGGAGCAGUUCCACCUGAGCUCCAUGAGCUCCCUGGGCGGCCCGGCCGCCUUCUCGGCGCGCUGGGCGCAGGAGGCCUACAGGAAGGAGAGCGCCAAGGAGGCGGCCGCGGUGCCGGCGCCGCUGCCCGCGGCCGCCGAGCCGCCGCCCGUGCUGCACCUGCCCGCCAUCCAGCCGCCGCCGCCCGUGCUGCCCGGGCCCUUCUUCAUGCCGUCCGACCGCUCCACCGAGCGCUGCGAGACGGUGCUGGAGGGCGAGACCAUCUCGUGCUUCGUGGUGGGCGGCGAGAAGCGCCUGUGCCUGCCGCAGAUCCUCAACUCGGUGCUGCGCGACUUCUCGCUGCAGCAGAUCAACUCGGUGUGCGACGACCUGCACAUCUACUGCUCGCGCUGCACGGCCGACCAGCUGGAGAUCCUCAAAGUCAUGGGCAUCCUGCCCUUCUCGGCGCCCUCGUGCGGGCUCAUCACCAAGACCGACGCCGAGCGCCUGUGCAACGCGCUGCUCUACGGCGGCGCCUACCCGCCGCCCUGCAAGAAGGAGCUGGCGGCCGGCCUGGCGCUGGGCCUGGAGCGCAGCGAGCGCAGCGUGCGCGUGUACCACGAGUGCUUCGGCAAGUGCAAGGGGCUGCUGCUGCCCGAGCUCUACAGCAGCCCCAGCGCCGCCUGCAUCCAGUGCCUGGACUGCCGCCUCCUGUACCCGCCGCACAAGUUCGUGGUGCACUCGCACAAGGCCCUGGAGAACCGGACCUGCCACUGGGGCUUCGACUCGGCCAACUGGCGGGCCUACAUCCUGCUGAGCCAGGACUACACGGGCAAGGAGGAGCAGGCCCGGCUCGGCCGCUGCCUCGACGACGUCAAGGAGAAAUUCGACUAUGGCAACAAGUACAAGCGGCGGGUGCCUCGGGUCGCCGAGCCUCCAGCCUCCGUAAGAGCCAAAACAGACGACGCCUCUUCCCAGUCCCCCGCGUCUUCCGACAAGGACAAGUCGUCCAGCUGGCUGCGAACACUGCCUGGCUCCUCCAACAAGGGCCUCAGCUGUGUGCACCCUCGCCAGCGCCUCUCUGCGUUCCGACCCUGGUCCCCCGCAAUCUCCAGUGAGAAGGAGCUGUCACCCCACCUGCCGGCCCUGAUCCGAGACAGCUUUUACUCCUACAAGAGCUUUGAGACUGCCGUGGCCCCCAACGUGGCCCUUGCGCCACCAGCCCCCAAGGUCGUGAGCAGCCCGCCGUGCACCAUCGUGUCCCGGGUGCCAGAACCUCUCCCCACGGGCAUCCAGCCACGGAAGCGAAAGCUGGCAGCGGAUGCCCCUGGAGCCCCAGAGGUGCUGGCACCUGGCCCUGGCCCGGAGGAAGACAAGGACUCUGAGGCAGAGGUGGAAGUGGAGAGCAGAGAAGAAUUCACCUCCUCCCCGUCCUUUGCCUCGUCCAGCUCCGCCAAAGACCUGAGCUCCCCAGGCGUGCGUGCCCCACCCUCGGCUGUCCCAGACCCCGCUGCCCAGGCCGAUACUCCGAGCGGGCUGGAGGCGGAGCUGGAGCACCUGCGACAGGCCCUGGAGGGCGGCCUGGACACUAGGGAGGCCAAGGAGAAGUUCCUGCACGAGGUGGUCAAGAUGCGCGUGAAGCAAGAGGAGAAGCUGAGCGCCGCCCUGCAGGCCAAGCGGAGCCUGCACCAGGAGCUGGAGUUCCUGCGCGUGGCCAAGAAGGAGAAGCUGCGGGAGGCCACGGAGGCCAAGCGCAGCUUGCGGAAGGAGAUUGAGCGGCUCCGCGCCGAGAACGAGAAGAAGAUGAAGGAGGCCACCGAGGUGCGCCUGCGCCUCAAGCGGGAGCUGGAGCAGGCGCGGCAGGCCCGGGUAUGCGACCAGGGCUGCGAGGCCGGCCGCCUGCGCGCCAAGUACUCGGCCCAGAUCGAGGACCUGCAGGUGAAGCUGCAGCAUGCCGAGGCCGACCGCGAGCAGCUGCGGGCCGACCUGCUGCGGGAGCGUGAGGCCCGCGAGCACCUGGAGAAGGUGGUGAAGGGGCUGCAGGAGCAGCUGUGGCCCCGGCCCGAGCACACGGCCGGUGAGGGCACUGCCGAGCUGGAACCCUAACGGCCGCAGCCCGGGCCUGCCCACCGGCGCGCGGCAGCCGCCAGCACACGUCUCACUGUGCCUCCCUGCGCGGUGUCAGCAGCCACAUGCUGGCGGGGCCACUGUCCAGGGACCGGCUCCCGUGGCAGCUCGUGGCUGCUGCUCCGCUUGCUAGAACAUUCUAACAUUUACACUUUUGUUAUAAGCUAUUUAAACCAAUAUGGAGACUUGAUACUCAGAAAACCAACCUUUUUUAAUGACCGACUUUUCAAAGCCUCAACACAUGACGCCAUCCGAGACCCGGGGCAGCACCGCCUGCCCGCCGGGAAGCCAUCUCCACCCCUCGGUGCCCACGGCGGCAGUGGACAGCACAGAUGUCCUCAGAGUCUAUUUUUUCAGCCCCGGGACCUGACUCCCUCGCUGCCGCCAGGAGUGGGGGGGGAGCACCGCGUGCGAGAUGAGCCCACACUGCCCGUCUGACGCCCCCAGCCAGGGCACCAGGAAGGGCAGGCCCAGGCGCUGUGCACGGACCGUCCCUCGGCCUCCUCGGCCCCGGGGCCCAUCCGCCGCCCGCAGGCACUGACCUGCGCCCGGUGGGGGGGCCUGGCCGGCCGGGCCCACCCUCAGCCCCUGAGCCCCAUGCCUGUGGCACCUCCCCCUUGAGGUCUGAGGCUGCAGCGUCGGAACAAAACGCAGCAUCCCAUCCCGUGUGCGCGUGCGUGCGUCCGUCCGUUCAUGUAACCGUGACCGUGUACCUAGAACUGCACUUUGUCCCCGCCCUGCUCCCGUCCCUGGUGAGCCGAGGUUUUCCCCGACGGAGCAGCCCGACCCUCAGUGCUGCUCAGGCCCUCUGGUGCUCGCAACAGGGAGUCCCACGGAACGGAGACGCCGCGCUGGACCGAGGGGGUCGCUCUGUGCCUUCCAGCAUCUUGUACAGCCCACCCUGACGCGUCUUACGCCCCCGGCACCCCGUCUCCAGAAGCGAUGGAACCUGCCAGAAUGAGUUAGUGCAUUUAUUCCAGAUAAUCUCGUUUACUCGCGACUGUUUAUGCAAAUCAUAGAAGGUUUCUGACGCCCAAGCUUGAAGAACGACUCUGCGGUGGACGAGAGGCGGCCACCAGCCCGUGAUCGAGG
Molecule: messenger RNA, 3400 nt
Organism: Ochotona princeps (American pika)
Lineage: Eukaryota; Metazoa; Chordata; Mammalia; Lagomorpha; Ochotonidae
Gene: SKI
Product: SKI proto-oncogene
Exons: 7
Coding region: 143-2287 (714 amino acids)
Biological process (GO): negative regulation of BMP signaling pathway
Cellular component (GO): nucleus
Molecular function (GO): RNA polymerase II cis-regulatory region sequence-specific DNA binding; DNA-binding transcription factor activity, RNA polymerase II-specific; SMAD binding
Source: RefSeq, a predicted model, not a curated record